Molecule: messenger RNA, 204 nt
Organism: Annulohypoxylon truncatum
Lineage: Eukaryota; Fungi; Ascomycota; Sordariomycetes; Xylariales; Hypoxylaceae
Exons: 2
Coding region: 1-204 (67 amino acids)
Molecular function (GO): protein binding
Source: RefSeq, a predicted model, not a curated record
AUGACUGAACCCAUAGAUCCGAAGUACCCACGCGUCAUCGCGCGUGGCAACUUCCAGAAAGAGACAGAGAACCAGCUCUCUGUUCGAAUGGGCGAAACCUUGUACAUCAUUUGGCGCGGAUAUGAACAAUGGCUAUUUGUCAUGAACGCCAACAGGGAACAAGGCUUCGUAGACCGAAAUUGGGUCAUGGAGAUGCUUUUGUAA